GACUGAGCUCAGUCACCAAUGCAGAAUUGCUGCUGCUCCAGACCGCUCACCUGCCAGCUUUGCUAAAGACAAGCUUGAGAUUCAAAUUCGGGGCCAAUCAGAACGUGCGUCCGACCAUCACACGCCCAUCACACGGCACAGGAGCUUUGGAGGGAGCGUCCAACGGCCUCUUCUCAGAUUCAAUUACAAACUUUUGCGAGAGCUUCCAGUCCCCCACUUUCACAAGCUUCUGCUAAAGUUUCGGAGCUGCAGACACAGUCGCAGCAUUCUUCUCCCCUUCACCACAACAUUCCUCAGAGCGUCUAACAUCGUCACAGCUAGCAGGGCGUCAGAGUACGUCAGAUCUCCUCCCCAUUCCGACAUUCUCUCAGCAAAAACACAGACCCGCCUUCCUCUCAGUUUGACAAAGUCUUCUUAGCGAGAUCAGAGAAGCAGCGCCAGCAGACCAGAGAAGCCUUGCUCAAGAGUAGUGCAGCUCAGAAAGACCCGAGCUGGACAGCUUUCCAAUCCCCUCUCUGCUUCCCAAGUAGAAAUCUCUAAACCUCCAAAGGCUACUAUACCCUUUCUUCACUCUUCUCAAAGGACAAUUUCCCCACCGGAAGACUCAGGUAGUACGCAAAGCUGCGGGGCUGUUGCAAUAGCUUCAGGUGAAGCUCCUGACGUCAGGAAUGAUGACGGGGGCUGUGCCGCUGAAAGGGGGCGGAAGGCAUCGCUCUGUUCUGUCGGUGACAGUCGUGACCUUUUUCCUGUGUGCGAUAGUGGGCCUGCCUACUGCGUAUGUGCUGCUGUCGACGUCCAUCGGAACGACGCCCGAGCUCGAGGCGCUGUCGAGAAAGGCCGAGGCGUUCUCUCAUGGCCGGUCUCUGCUGCAAGCCGACGGAGGCUCUCCGACUGGAGAUCCGGAGUUGACCGUAACGCCUAUCACCGGAACGCCUCGCCAGGUUCAGUCUGGCCCCUCAAAUUGCGCCUCGCCCGCAACCGCCUGCUACAACGCCAACGGUUCCCUCUUCGUCUGCUGCCCUGGGGGCUGCCCCGCUCCCCCCCGCGACACUCCAUUCUGCUCGGGGGAUCCCCCGGCGACCACUCGCGCCCCGGCUUGCGGAGCCGGGUCGCCUAACCCGUGCUACGCCGCUGACGGUUUGUCGUUCGUCUGCUGCGCCGGGCUCUGCGGCAGCCCGCCGGGCGGCGCCGCGUGGUGCGCCGGGCCCUCGGCGCCGACCGGUACAUACCCACCGACCGGUACAGACUCUCUGGCCGGUACGACGACCCCGGUGGUGAACCCCCCGACCACACCCCCUAGCACCGCGACCCCUGCUCCGGUUACCCUAACGACUGUUCCGACCACUUCUCCGACUGCCCCGACCACUCCCACGUCUGCCCCGACCACUUCUCCGACUGCCUCGACCGCGCUACCCAAUCCCCCGACCACUCCCACAACUGCCCCGACCACUCCACCCGCUCUCCCGACCGGUACAGUACCUACUCCGACAACCAGCGCGCUUGACUCGACCACAUCCAACGCGCCUUCUCCGACUCCCCCGGUCACUCCGACGCCGACUCCGACACCUGUCGGCGCUAUUCCGCAGGUGGUGGUGUCUACUCCCAAUGCCAAUGCGACCGGUGGACCGAUUGGAGCGGUCAGGUCCUACGCCCCGAUUACCAUCGUGCCCGCCCGUCCCUCAUCGCCGGCUAUGUGCCUCGACUCCUCUGACAACCCAAUUGGACCCGGCAACGUCAUCCCCAACCCGGGCUUCGCAAACGGGCUCCCAACCGGUUGGACGUUCUUCGGACCGGCGACCCUUUCCGUCUCCUCCGACUCUAGUUACGUCGCCGCAACUGAACGCCAGAUGACGUACGCCGGCCCCGCCUGGGAGAUCGCCCCGGGCGCUCUCGCCGCUGACGUCACUUUCACCGGGCAGGCCUGGGUGCAGCUCUCCUCGGGAGAUGCUGACGUGGCGCUAACCCUGCUGGUUAUCAAGGACGGCGAACAUAACUUCUUCCGAGUGGGAAGCGUCACCGGAACGUCUGGCUGCUGGGAGCAGAUCUCGGGGUCGAUUACAAUCCCGGGGGGCGCCGACCAGCUGAUCUUGUACGUGGAGGGACCCCCCCCCGGGACGGACCUCUACGUGCGGAGUGCGGCACUAUUUCCGGCCGUGACCGGGGGACCGGAACCGGGGCCCGCCAGCGCACCGGGGCUGAUGUGCAUCGGUUCCAGCCGUGACGCCAUCGCCGGUACGAACCUGGUCGACAACUCGCGCGCGCAGAUCGGUUGGACCUGCGCCGGGUGCACCUUCAACUUUUCCUCCGACCACUCCUACACGGUCGCGACUGCACGGGGGACCACGUAUUCCGGUCCCACCUGGAACCUGAACGGAAAGCUUUCCGCCGGACUCGCGAACUCGCUGUCCGUCUGGGUGCAGCUGGGCCCCCAGGUGACGUCAGCGAAGGUGAAGCUGACGGCGAAGAAGUCGCGCUCGUCGGAGGUGGAGUAUAUCCCGGUGGACGAGACGAUCGCGUAUGCGGGAUGCUGGACGCAGCUCUCGGGGACGUAUACGCUGGCGGGGCCGAGCGACCAGGUGGCCAUUUACGCUGAGGGCCCCGACCCGGGCGUGGAGCUGUGGGUCGCCGACCCGGCGGUCUUCCUCCCGGGCGCUUAUGCCGCACCGGUGCCCAAAGUGCCCCAGACUAACGUGUGCCCCGGUUCGCGGAACGACCCGAUCACCGGGAACAACCUCGUCUACAGCCCCGGGUUUUACGGCGGCGCUCUGGGGGGGUGGUCGUGCUUCGGCUGCGAACUGGUGGUCAACCCCCUGUCGCAGAAUUACAUCACUGCGACCGGUAGAACGGACACGUGGAACGGGCCCGCCUGGGUUCUUACCGGUAACAUCGGGCAAGGUUCUACGUACGCUCUCCAAGUCAUUCUGCGCGUAUCCACCGGUUCCGCCCCGGUUCAACUCACCAUGCACACCAGUCUCAACGGCCAAGACGACAGUUACUUUCCGGUCGCGACCGGAACAGCGAGCACCGGUUGCUGGACCCAGCUGAACGGAACCUUCACGCUGACGUCAACCGCGGACAUGGUCGUCAUGUACAUCGAGGGGCCGCCAGCUGGCACGAAUGUCGACAUCAUGGUCGCGGCGGUUGUGCUGACGGUGCCGGCCGCGACGAUCCGCCCGACGCCGAGCAACGUGUGCCCCGACUCCCUCAAUGUCCCCCCCCCGGUAAACAGCAUCGUCGAGAACCCCGGGUUUGAGAAUGGGAUCCCCCCCACGUGGCUGCCCUUCGGCACGUGCCAGCUCACGGUCUCACCGGACAAGCAGUACGUCAUCGCGAGCCAGCGCGCGCAGAAUUUUGCCGGGCCGUCAUGGGACGUCACCAAGUACGUCAGGGCGGGCAACUUCUACAGGUUUUCCGCGUGGGUCUCCCUCCCCGCCGGCGCCUCCACCACGCGCGUCCUCUACGGCGUCGCCGUUACCAAAAAUGGCGCGACGACUUUCAGCUGCGCCGGGCAGCGCUCAAUCGCCGGGGGGUGCUGGAGCCAGCUCAACGGCGGCUAUAACCAGUACACCGACAACCCGGAUAAGGUGGUUAUUUACAUGCAGGGCCCCGAGCCUGGGGUAGAUAUCCUGGUGCAGAGUGUGAAUGUGGAGCCCAUCACCCGGGACGCGUGGCUGCACGACGUGACGAUCCGGGCGGAUCGGAUCCGCAAGACGAACGUCAUCGUGAACGUCCAAGACGAGAACGGGCAGCCAAUCCCGAACGCCCAGAUUAAGAUCGACCAGACCAGGCAAGGGUUCCCGCUCGGCAUCGCGAUCAAUUACCAGCUGCCGGAAAAUGUGGCGUACCAGAACUUCGUGAAGACGCGUUUCAACUGGGUCGUCUUCGAGAACGAGGCCAAGUGGUACUACAACGAGCCGCAGCAGGGGGAGUACAAUUACGCAGCGCCGGACGCGAUGGUCGCGUGGGCGAACGCGAACAACAUCCUGAUGCGCGGCCACUGCGGCUUUUGGGAGGACACGCGGACGGUGCAGCCCUGGGUGCGCGCGCUCGACAACGGCGCGCUGAGGGCCGCCAUGGAGAUUCGCCUCAACCAGGUGGCGGACCGCUACCGCGGGCAGUUCAAGCACUGGGAUGUGAACAACGAGGCGCUGCACAACACCUACUUCUCCGGACGUCUCGGACCGUCCAUUCAGAACUGGAUGUACGCAACGACGCAGAAAUUGGACCCUUCCGCGGAGAUGUUCAUCAACGAGUACAACGUCCUGGAGGAGUGCGACCCGGCCGCGAACCCGGAGACCUUCAUCGGCGAGGCGCAGAAUCUCGAGGCUCAGGGCUUCCAGAUCUCCUUCGGCUGCCAGAGCCACUUCGGAAACCCGGUGCAGGCAUUCAAGCUCCGCGCGGACCUGGACAAGCUGGCCUCCUUCGGACGUCCGAUCUGGAUCACGGAGAUGGACUCGUCCGAAGUCGACGAGAACAAGAAGGCCGACAUGCUCGAGUUUGCUUUCCGCGAGUAUUUCGCGCACCCGGGAGUGGAGGGCAUCCUGCUGUGGACCGUUUGGCAGGGGCCCAACGCGCAGUGCCAAGUGUGCACUGUGAACGGGGACUUCUCCAACAAGCCCAGCGGCGCGCGCAUCGACCAACUGCUGCUCGACGAGUGGCGCACAACCGGUGUCGUGGGCCAAACCGACAGUUCCGGCGAGCCGUUCAUUUUCCGCGGAUUCUACGGGGACUACACGGCGGAAGUCACGGUCGACGGAACCACCUACCCGGUCGAGUUCACGGUCCUCAAAGAGGAGAACGGGAACAAGGUCGACCUCACCGUUCCGGUGUCCGGCUCGUCCGGCGGCCGGCGGAAGCUCCUCUCCGCGGGAUCCGCCCAGCGGAAUUUACGCCGGAGCGCACUCACCAGCCCGGAACGGAAGCUGCCCUCCAGCUACCUGACGGCACUGGUCCCCGGGGACGAGCUGCGCAACUGGGAAGAGCCCUCGGUUAGGACACCGUAUAGAUACUCGGUUAGAGACGAUGAAGACCCGAAGUGGGGUGAUCCCCCGGCCAGGCCCGCCCGGUCGAUUCUCUCCCGGCAGGAGCUCGACGCCGCUGUUGCAGCGCACGAACCCCGCGACGGGUACGCACCGUUUGAGGUCGGUACCGCUCAGCGCCUUGCCACCGCGCGCGCGAACCACCGCACUCUCCUGGAGAGCCAGGCAGACGAGCUACAGGCGCGCCACGUGUCAGUCUCCGGCGGCGUCUCCCGCCAGGACUACGACGCUGCGUCGUUCAAGAACCGGGAGCUGCUGCAGGUUACGGAUGACCCGGUUAGCGACUCGGUCAGCGACCCCUGCUCGGACUCAACCGAGCAGCUAUUGGGUCUCGGGGUCGCUUCAACCGAGCAGGGUUUCCGGGGGUUGCUCGAGGUUAAGGAGGACCCGGUUAGCGACCCCGAAUUGGAGGAAACCGUUGGCGGGAACAGCGGCGGAAGGUCGCUCCUCAAAAUGGGACCCAUGCACGCGUACCUGGGUUUGGGCAAAGGUUUCGAUUACGUUCGGUUGGAGUUGGAGGGCAACUCCAAGUUCCCGACGCGGCCAAAAGACAGCGUCAACGCGCCGGAGCGCGGUGUGAACGGGCCCCAGAGGCGGCUGCUGGAAGUGGAGGAGGCGGAGGCGGAGAAGUCCGAGUACCUCGAUACCCUGAUGUUCUACGAAGGCGACGUGGCACGUAAUGAGACAGAGGCCCUGGUCGCCUUCUUGCGUGCCGAAAAGAUUGCGGUUCGAACUGCCCGUGGCCGCAGCCGGCGCUGAAGGUCGACUGGUUUAGAUUCACAAGCAGAACGGUCGGAGCAGAGAAUCGGUGCCUGUCAAAGCCGUGACGGGCUGUGCAUAGAGACCGGUUCUAGAGUCUAGCUUGCUUGCGGCAACGUGUAGAAAGUGCUGACUGCCGAGUUUGAAGAGGAGUGCUUAGGUGGUGGAGGAUCAGUCAGAUUUUACGAUUUCGGAAUACGUGUGCGACAUCCACAGCGCCAUAGGAGAUGCCGUGGGCGAGGGAUCAUAGGCUAUGGAAGCAGCAGGUGUCGUGUCUGCAAAAGGGAGUCCUCGUCUUCAUCUUAUAGACGGUCCAAGUUAAAAGAACCUAGGGUCUUCUGAGGUCGAGAGGGGGAGCUUGAAGUCGAGACUCCUGAGUACUAGAUGUGCCACAUGAGUCCGAGUCGUGAAGAGUCCCCAGCUUUGGUCUUUGUAGUAGCUCGCGUUUGGCUGUCGCUUGACGCCUUAAACUGCCGCGCCACAGCAGAACAGCAGACUUGCUAUCUUCAGCUAAUCACCGUAGAUUUGAGUCAGAAUCGAUUUGGCCGUUUUGCUUGUACACUAGAUAUUUUUACGUACUGCGCCCCACCUUUACGAACACCGUAUUGAUCAGUCUAUUCGUGAUACAAACGCCAUUUAAUUUGAUUGUGCACUUUCUGGUGCAAGAGUUACUAGGCGUGUACCCAGAUCAGGAAUCUCCA
Klebsormidium nitens is the source of this 6499-nucleotide messenger RNA. The record is from the annotation of a GenBank genome assembly. Lineage: Eukaryota; Viridiplantae; Streptophyta; Klebsormidiophyceae; Klebsormidiales; Klebsormidiaceae.